AUCUAAAAGAUUACUUUAAGAUUUAUCCAACCGCUUAAAAAAGUAAAAUUAUGCAAAAUUGCAAAUUUUCCCCUUACUGAUACCUUAAUUACAACAGUCUUUCUAGACGGUUUGUAUGACGCUGAGACGUCAAUCUAAACCACGUGAACAAAAACUUCAGUACUUCAACCUCGAUCUCAGGCGAUUCGGUCUGUCCUCUCGAUUUUCCUCCUGCGCAAUUGUUUACUUCGUUGUUCUUGCAGAUUGAUCGUAUUGCUGACUGAAGUGUGCAGGACGUUCAAGAUUUCCGCCGCAGUUUCAAGCGUUGUUAACAACAAACUGAAGCCCACAAUAUGGCGGCACUUAUUGGGGAAAGAGUUGGAAUAAAAAACGCGGGGACCAAGGUUACAGUGCCAGGAAGUCCAACAGCCAAACUGAUGUACUACCUUGACUGUGUGGCAAUUGUUAUUCGGCUUGACGAUCCUAACCUCAACAGGCUGAGGAACUAUAUGGGUUACCAUUUAUUGAAUGACACAGAAAUCGACGCCUUGUUGGCACUGGUGCUACUUCUCAGCCCAGAUCAGCUGAUUGGCAAAGUAUUCUUCCCCAGCGAAGACUGUGGGGGAAGCAGAAAUAAGUUCAUUGAGUUGAGUUCAGUCACUCACAUGCUGGCUGUGUCAGACAACGUUCUAAUUGGAGGAGAAAGGAAGAGAGUAGCUAAGAUCAUGUUCUUUAAGAGAUGCUGGCUGGAAGACAACUACAUUUCACCGUUGAGGGUAUUUGAGGGUCGUCUGCAAAGGCUGGCACGCGGUCUACCAGGCAGAGCGGUACCGUCUACGACCAGAGCAUUGCCUUCCCCGAGAUCUAGCUCUACUCCAGCCAGACCUGACGCUGACUCUCCUACUUGUUCAUGUGAAUGCAACUGUAAUAUUUUGUAGCGAAGUGAAUUUGAUGUCAGACUGCAAUCUCAGCAGAAACGACUGAAGUCGAACGCAUACAUAGAUGAUUUUUAAUUUCCCUGACAGAAAUUCCUGAGUUGUAUUGAUAGUUUUGUUUAGUUUGUAUUCGGUACAUAAUUACUGAAUAGUAAUAGUUUUAAGGAAUGAACGCAGUUAAAAAAACAGCAGUGAAAGCAGAAACCACUGAAGUCUUCUAAGACUAUUACUUGCACGAACGCAGAAAGAGAUGUUAAAUAGUUUCCAUAACGGAUUAAUGGGCUGUAUUUUCUAUACUAAUUCAGUGCAUAAUUACUGGUUAACAAUAUUUUGUAGUAAUCAUCGCAGUUUAAUGUUCGUUAGAGAGCAAUCACUGCAAAAACGACUAAGGUCCACUAAGAAUGUCACUUGAACAAACGUAUACAUGGCUAUUUGAUAGUUUAAUUCCAUAACGGAUUACUGGGUUGUAUCUUCAAUACUUAAUGUUCAGUACAUAAUAACUGGAUAACAAUAUUUAGUGAUGAUCAGCGAAGAACUGAGGCAGUUUGAUGUUACACAGCAGUCGUAGCAAAGACCACGGAAGAAAUACAUAAGGUAACUGAUGUUUGUAUAACCGAUUACCGGGUUGUAUUUUGUGAAUUUGGUUCUUAAUUAGGGGCAUAGAAAGCAAUAUUUUAAAAUAAUCAAGCAGUUAAUGCAGACAGCAGUUACGGCGGACACAACUGAGGUCCAUUUAGCGUGUUAUUACUAGCAGCAACGCAUACAUAAAAGAUGAUAUCAAUCAGAAAUACUCUAAGUAAACUUCAGUUACUUGUGCUGUGACUGCUUUCUGACAUAUAACUGCGCUGAAUAUUACAAAACAGGACAAAUUAGCAGUUAUGUACUUACGAAAAACUACAGAAAAUACAACCAAGUCAAUCCGUUAUGGAAACUAACACCGGAACGCAUACUUUGAUAGUCUCCCUGAUGAAAUCACUGGGCUCCGCAAUAUUUCAUUUCUGUCAUUUUGUAUUCAGUAUAUAAUUGCUAAAUCGUAGUAUUUUCUAGCAUUCAAAGUAGCCUUAUUUGAUGUUGACUAUACACAUUUCGUUAGUUAACUAACAGAUCCACAGAAAAUGAUUUGGUAGUAUUUUGAAUGGUAGUAUUUUCUAGCAUUCAAAGCAACCUUCUUUGAAGUCGAUGAUACAGAUUUCGUUAGUUAACUAACAGAUCCAUAGAAAGUGAUUUGGUAGCCAUUAACAGACUCGAGGUAAGCUAUUGUAAUCACUUUGGCCCGCUCUCCAAAUCACUGGAAUGUUAUUAAAGUAGCUGUAUUCAGUAAUUACUGGAUUGCAGAUGA
This is a messenger RNA of Orbicella faveolata, 2253 nucleotides long. RefSeq lists its product as uncharacterized. The record is from RefSeq and is a predicted model, not a curated record. Lineage: Eukaryota; Metazoa; Cnidaria; Anthozoa; Scleractinia; Merulinidae.